AUCACCGAUAAAGGCAGCCGCAGCCCCAAGAAAAGGGAAAGAGGGGCAAGUCACAAUUCACACAACCUGAGUGUGAAGUUAACACAGCAAUUUCACAGGAGAUCUACCCCGGAAACCGAGCCCGAAGGCGAAUACAGAGGUGCUGUGGAGAAGCGGCUACUGAAAGCCACAGCCCUCCGUCUCAUUGUAUUGAAGUGCACAGAGCUGGAAGAGCAACCAUUUAUCUAAACAUUUAAAAAUUAAACCUUAAGUGAUAUUUCUGGCCAUUGCAUAGAGAGAGAGAGAAAAAAAUCACUUCUUCUCAGAUAUUAAAAAAAAACAUUUUAAUUAAAAACUAACGAAUGUUUUCGGGACUACAGAGAAAGUGUAUUUAUUAUGUCAGUAACACUCCAGUACAAUAGGCGAGAUGAAGGAAAAGUCCAAAAAUGCCGCGAAGACGAGAAGAGAAAAGGAAAAUGGGGAAUUUUACGAGCUGGCUAAAUUACUGCCUCUACCCUCGGCCAUCACCUCUCAGCUGGACAAAGCCUCAAUCAUUAGACUGACGACCAGCUAUCUCAAGAUGAGGGCUGUAUUUCCUGAGGGUCUGGGAGACGCCUGGGGACAAGCUAGUCGCGUAAGCCCUUUGGACAAUAUGGCCAGAGAAUUAGGAUCCCAUUUACUUCAGACUCUAGACGGCUUUGUCUUUGUAGUCGCGUCUGACGGUAAAAUCAUGUACAUAUCGGAAACAGCAUCAGUCCAUCUGGGGUUGUCCCAGGUGGAACUAACUGGGAACAGCAUUUAUGAGUAUAUUCAUCCCUCUGAUCACGAUGAGAUGACAGCUGUCCUCACAGCUCACCAGCCUCUCCAUCCUCAUCUACUGCAAGAAUACGAAAUUGAGCGCUCCUUCUUUCUACGCAUGAAAUGUGUUCUGGCCAAAAGAAAUGCAGGUUUGACUUGUGGUGGUUACAAGGUAAUCCACUGCAGUGGGUAUUUGAAAAUACGACAGUAUGUGUUUGAUGUAGCUCUCUAUGAUGGCUGUUACCAGAUUGUGGGACUAGUGGCAGUGGGACAUUCACUACCACCCAGCGCUAUUACAGAAAUCAAACUUCACAGCAACAUGUUCAUGUUCAGAGCCAGUCUAGAUCUCAAACUCAUUUUCCUAGACUCAAGGGUUGCAGAGUUGACUGGAUACGAACCUCAGGACCUGAUAGAGAGGACUCUGUACCAUCACGUGCAUGGAUGUGAUGUUUUCCAUUUAAGAUACGCACAUCACCUCUUGCUGGUCAAAGGACAAGUCACAACGAAGUACUACAGGCUGCUGUCAAAGCAUGGAGGCUGGGUGUGGGUUCAGAGCUAUGCUACCAUUGUUCACAAUAGUCGUUCUUCCAGACCUCACUGCAUUGUGAGCGUCAACUAUGUCCUCACGGACAUUGAAUACAAGGAACUGCAAUUAUCACUGGACCAGACUACAGCCACCAAGUCCUCAUUUCCAUACAAGAUGCUGCUCUCUACCUCACAUGAAAGCCAAAAACAACUGAAACCCAAAAUUUCCAAGCUGAAGUCUAAGCUAAAAACAUCUCCUUAUCCACAGCAAUAUAAUUCAUUCCACACCGAGAAAGCUGAUUGUGACCACACUAGUAACUGGGGAGGAAGCCCCUUGCUGAACAUUGUAUCACCCCAGGAAAACACUUCUCACCAGGAGAACAAUGAACUUCUUUAUGCCUCAUCACAUGGGCAUCCUUUCACCUAUACCUAUGGACACUUCCCACUGGAUACCCAAGUGCUUGCCAGCAAAAAACAGAUGACCCCUAGUAGGAUAGCUCAGAGUCAAAGAUCACCUUGUGAAACAGCAAGAUUUUAUGUGGGUGCAUUUCAAGCAACCAGUGACAGCUGCUGGCACCUGACAAGUUCAUCAUCAAUUCAAAGUCGUUCUCCCUCGAAGAGUCUGCAGGAUCACCCCAUCAGUGAAUCCCAGUAUUGUUCUGCACAGAAUUAUCAAUGUGCAUUGCCUAACAGCAGGCAGUGUGGAGGAGCAACAUCUGGAACCUUCUCAAGUUGUGCAUCAUCAAGACUAAACAAUAAAUAUAAGGAAGAACUUUACAUUAACCCCGUAAAGCAAAACAAAGUAGAAGUAUUGCAUCCUGUGCAGCAUGUUAUCAAGGAAGAGUGUAAGGUACUGUUCAAACAUAAUUCUCAGGAGAAAUUAUGCAAUGAUGGAAAGUGUUUUUCACCGGUUUUGAAUAAUUCUUUGUUAGCUAAGUCAGACUCUGAUGCAACCAAGUCAAUGGCAAGGAUAGGCCAACAACUUUUACCAACCCAAACACCAUAUGAACAGACCAGGAGGAUUUGUAUGAAAGAGCUCCAGUAUGAACAUGGCAACCAUCACAAACCCAAUCUGGACAACAUGAAUAACGUUAGGGCCACUACAAAACUGAAUGAGGGGAGGGUACACGAACAGCAGGAACCAUUGGGUAUGGGGACAUCAGGACAAACCCAGCUUGGAUCCUUAAGUUACGGCCAGUUCUUUUCAAAGCACACCUUUCAAAGAUCACCCUGCGCGGUUACAGGUUACAUCAUGGAAAAUCGGGGAUAUGCUGCUGAUGAGAAGAAUUCUUUCGGCUACAGAAACCCACGUCCAGCAUUGAACUCUUCACCAGAAAUGCACCAAGAGCCUGUCCUUCCACAUUACAUAGGAACAUCUGUCAUAAUAACAAAUGGAAGGUGACAAGGAAUUUAUUUA
Molecule: messenger RNA, 2719 nt
Organism: Carcharodon carcharias (great white shark)
Lineage: Eukaryota; Metazoa; Chordata; Chondrichthyes; Lamniformes; Lamnidae
Product: single-minded homolog 2-like
Exons: 11
Coding region: 407-2704 (765 amino acids)
Biological process (GO): regulation of transcription by RNA polymerase II
Molecular function (GO): protein dimerization activity; DNA-binding transcription factor activity, RNA polymerase II-specific; RNA polymerase II transcription regulatory region sequence-specific DNA binding
Source: RefSeq, a predicted model, not a curated record